Messenger RNA from Suillus plorans, 2328 nucleotides. RefSeq lists its product as uncharacterized. Bases 1 to 2328 code for a protein of 775 amino acids. The record is from RefSeq and is a predicted model, not a curated record. Lineage: Eukaryota; Fungi; Basidiomycota; Agaricomycetes; Boletales; Suillaceae. The transcript has 7 exons.
AUGUCCACAUUCAUGCUGGCCUUCAAAGUCAUUUGUGAUUAUACUUACUUGAGCAAGUUGUGGAAUAUGAUUGCACAGGGCGGUAUCCACCCAAAAAAGACCAAGCAGAAGAAAUUAACCGAUGAAGAGGUGCUGGUCUUGAAAUCCCACCUAGAAGAAUGGAAGGAAGCAGCUGCCAACGAUAGAAAAAAGAUUCUGAAGGCCGUCAUAAAAGAGGCCAAGGUGCAUGCCCCUGCUAUGGAUGACCGGUCAUUGAAGAACAGGAAAUAUACGUACCGGGACUGGUUAUAUAACCGGAGACCUGAAAAGACUCGAGAAAAGAAAGCCAACAAGUUCGGUCAGAAAUGGACUUCCCGGUCGGUCAUAGAACAACUGCGCAAGGAGGAGAUCAUUGAAAAGACCGGAGCAAUGCCAGGAUCGAAGAAAUUUAUUGAAAGAUAUCAGACAACACUCACUGCAGUGGUGGCCAGUCUAUCUAAAGAGGAGCUGGAGGAGGCUCAGAACACUGCGAUUGAGUGGUCUGCCAAGGCUCCUCCUGCAGCUGUUCAGGCGGACUUUGCAAAGAAGAAGCACCCGAAUUUCAUAUUGUCAGCAUGGAAAACAGAGGAAGACGAAGUCCGGAUCAAUGGAAUUGACUUCAAUGAAAAGUUGGAGGGGAAUAGUUAUACCGAUACGAAGGACUGGAAGUCCAUGUUAUCGGAGUGGAAUGCCUAUGCUGGUGAAGAGUUUGACGUUGACCUGAAUAAUGAUGACAAUGAUAACAAAGAGGAGGUGAAGAAGAGCAGGAAGAAAGGUGGAAAGAAGGACGAUUAUCCUUUGGAGGUGGAUAGCUAUGGGCUGCCGGUCAUACCGGACGUCACAGAGCUUAACCUAGAGAGCAAAAAGCGUCUUAUAAGGACUUUCCUCACAAAGCACUACAGAUUGUGCAGCCAACAACCAAAGGCGUCUGUUUCUUGGGCCUCAGUCAGGAUGGCUCAGGGUGACUUUAUUGCAGCCAAGUUUUUACCUACCGGCUGGAGGCUCGACGAUCCAUCAAAGAUUCGGCUGGCUGAUGCUGACCGGCUGUUAGAGUUGUGGUGUCAAAGACAGAAGGACCAGGUUCGCCCAACCUUUGAAUUUAAAGGCUGGGAAGGCGAUGAUAAGACAAUGAGAGAACCGGCAGAGAUAAUCUCUGGCAAUGGUUCUGAUGCGAGACCCAGGGUUCCAGUGAAAAAGUCCACCGGAAGGCGCACCAGGGGGGUGGAACCGGUGUCUAGUAGUGAGGAUAAGGACAAGGAUGAUGAAGAUGAGGAGAAGGACGACGAUCACUAUCACGAUGACAACCUCCAAUCACCACCACCAAAGUCAAAAUCUAUCAACAAUCGCCCACCGGUCAAGAAAUCCAUACCUGUCCCACCACCACCUUCAAAGGCAAAACGGGCCAAUACGGUCCGCAGCACUAGUCCGGCGUCAGAGGAGGAAGAUACUCGCCUACCAGUCAAGAAAUCCAUACUGGUCCAACCACCACCUUCAAAGGCAAAACGGACCAAUACCGUCCGCAGGGCUAGUACAGCUUCAGAGGAGGAAGAUACUCGCCCACCGGUCAAGAAAUCCAUACUGGUCCCACCACCACCUUCAAAGUCAAAACGGACCAAUACCGUCCGCAGGGCUAGUACAGCUUCAGAGGAGGAAGAUACUCGCCAACCGGUCAAGAAAUCCAUACCGGUCCCACCACCACCUUCAAAGGCCAAGCGGACCAAUACCGUUCGCAGGGCUAGUACAGCUUCAGAGGAAGAUACUCGCCCACCGGUCAAGAAAUCCAUACCUGUCCCACAACCAACUUCAAAGGCCAAGCGGACCAAUACCGUCUGCAGCACUCGUCCGGCUUCAGAGGAGGAAGAUACUCGCCCACCGGUCAAGAGAUCCAUACCGGUCCUACCACCACCUAAAUUAAAAUCAUCCCAAAAGAGGGGUAGGGUUGCUCCCAUUCAAUCUGAUUUGGAGUCGGAUGGUCCGCCACCAGUCAAGAAAUCAAAGCUGACUGCAAGUGGAAGGGGACAGGCAGAAGACAACACCAGCACCGGUUCUGCACAAUCAACCGGUAAUGAUGACAAUGAUCCUCUGCCUUCGCAACAUCUUUCUAGAAGUCGUGCAUUUGGCCCUACAUCAGGUGUCUAUGCCAAGAAUAAAACUAACAAAGCACCGGUGCACAAACCAACACCCCCUGCCCCAAGAAGGGACUCCGGCAAGAAAGCCAAAGCAUCUGAAGCACAGACAACCAAUCCAGAGCCAAAGCGCUCUCAUAGAAGUACAAAGGCCUCUUAUAAAGCUCAGUAUAUGCAAUCGUAG